CAUACAGGCGGGCAAGAGAACAAACUGAACACAACUUAUUCGACUUAUUCGAGGCCGGCUUUGUUGCUGUGCGAUCUGUUCCGUUGAAUUAUAUGUCGUGCAGCUAGUUGUGAUCAACCUUCUCGGACCACAAUUUUUCAGCUGAAGAUACCCAAGCCUUCAGAGAGCAAAGUACAUCAUUAAGAGCUGUGAUGGCAGCGCUGGUGGCGGAUUACGGGUCCAGCAGCAGUUCUGAGUCGGAGCCAGAGCAGCCAGAUAUAUCAGAAGAUACCAGUGCAAAACCGAAUGCUCGCUCAGCGGCCGCCGUCCGUCCGUCCGACCGUCCGUCGUGCCCGUUGAGGUACGAUGCUGCGCUCCCUGGCACGUCUGGUGCGCGCCGCCCCGCCGCUGCCGGCGGAGACCGUGCUGCGGAGGACGCCGACAGUCGCCCGGCUGGCCCGUCCCUUCGGCAGCCUACCAGGGCUGCGGCCGAUCGCCAUCAAUGACCUGGGCGCCGACUGCCCGUACUCGGCCGAGGAGCAGGCCGUGCGCUGCAAGCUGGCCUCGCUCUACCGACUGGUGGACGCCCGCGGCUGGAGCAUGGGCAUCUACAACCACAUCACGGCACGGAUCACCGCCAGCGACGAGCACUUCCUGGUGAACCCCUUCGGCCUGCUCUACGACGAGGUGACGGCCAGCAACCUGGUGCGUGUCGACCUGGCCGGCGCCGUGCUCGACCCCGGUUCCAGCGCGGCCGGGGUCAACCUGGCCGGCUACGUGCUCCACUCGGCCAUCCACGAGACGCGGCCGGACGUCAUGUGCGCGCUGCACGUCCACCUGCCCGACGCCAUCGCCGUGUCCACCAUGCAGUGUGGCCUGCUGCCCAUCACACAGGAGGCUUUGGUCGUGCACGGUUUCGCCGGAGUCAGCUACCACGACUACCAGGGCAUCCUCAUCAACAGUGCAGAAAAGAAGGAUAUUCAGGAAAACCUCGGACCCAAGAAUAAGGUGCUGGUGCUGCGGAACCACGGCGUGGUCGUCUGCGGCGAGACCGUCGAGGAGGCCUACCUGCUGCUCGACUUUUUCAUGAUCGCCUGCCAGUCGCAGGUGGCUAUGAUGGCCGCCGGCGUGGACGGCCUCGCCCAGAUCUCCAGCGUCGCCUUCGAGAAUAUGCUCAAGAUGAAAGAAGAAGCCAAGGGCGUGGAUACGAAGACCAUUUCGGAGGGUAAGGCGCUGCAGUUCGGUCAGCAGGACUUUGAGGCGUGUAUGAGGAAGCUGGACCGCGCUGGGCUCAGCACUGGGUACCCGUACCGGCGCCCCGAGCUGCUGGACCGCCAGUGAGAGCUGCUGGACCGCCAGUGAGAGCUGCUGGCCGCCAGUGAGAGCUGCUGGACCGCCAGUGGGAGCUGCCGGGCCGCCAGUGGGAGCUGAGUACCUGUACCGCUCGGAGUCCAGUGGGGUCUCAGUACAUGUACCGGUAUCUGUAGUGUACUGCUCGGUCUCCAGUGGGGUCUCAGUACCUGCACCGGUAUCGGUACCGUAAGUCAGCAGUGGGGGCCGCCGCACAGUAGCGCCGACACACGAUCAAACUCAGAACGCAAAAUAACAUAAACAGAUGAUGUAAGUAAAAUAUUACCAGCAAACAAGAUCGGAGGCCAAAGAAAUUUUACAACUCUGAGCGGCAGAAUCGAAAUCAAUUAUGCCACGAUGUCGAUCACGUGUUGUUGACUACCUGACGUUUGUUUGCUGAGCACAACCCGCUCAACGAUUGCCCGUGGUCGUCGGCGUGUUAGGGCACUGAGCAGCGCUUGGCCCGGCUGGUGGUCUGGGCGAUCCCGUGAGAUACACCGCUGUGUGGCACCAGUUUUAGGUGUGUAACGUGCUGGCUAGGCUGUCGUUUGUAAGACAUGUUACAUGGUAUUGGAUAUUUAAUCGCUGAAAUGCUUGACUCGUGUAUGAACAAUGAACAUAGGUACAGGGUAUUGUCUUGGAUGAAUAAACCGACGACGAAUGUGUCAAA
Molecule: messenger RNA, 1999 nt
Organism: Amphibalanus amphitrite
Lineage: Eukaryota; Metazoa; Arthropoda; Thecostraca; Balanomorpha; Balanidae
Product: alpha-adducin-like
Exons: 8
Coding region: 346-1320 (324 amino acids)
Cellular component (GO): postsynaptic density; cytoskeleton; plasma membrane
Molecular function (GO): actin filament binding
Source: RefSeq, a predicted model, not a curated record